AUGGUUCACUGGACUUCAACAGAACCUGUGUUGUACUCCCUCACUUCAACUGGCCAACACCAACUCCGGAUUGAGCUGGAGGACUGGCACCAACAGCGACGCCAUGCUACCUACAACAACUUCAAAGUAGCUUCAGAGGAACAAAGGUAUCGUCUGACAGCACGGGAAUAUUCUGGUGAUGCAGGCAAUGCCCUGAGCUACAGCAAACGUUACAACCACGAUGGCAGACCUUUCAGCACUGCUGACCGAGACCAUGACCGCUAUGCAGCUGGAAACUGUGCUGAGUACUACAGUGCAGGCUGGUGGUUUGAUGCCUGCCUGGCAGCUAACCUGAAUGGACGAUAUUACCACGGACGCUACGGUGGCUUGACCAACGGCAUCUACUGGGGGACGUGGUACAUCCUCACAGAUGGACGAACAGGAGAACGCUACUCCUUCAAGAGGGUGGAGAUGAAGACAAGACCCAGGAGCUUUGUGGGGACAGCCUAA
Messenger RNA from Monopterus albus (swamp eel), 489 nucleotides. Its product is annotated as fibroleukin. Gene Ontology annotation, biological process: blood coagulation; positive regulation of heterotypic cell-cell adhesion; platelet aggregation. Gene Ontology annotation, molecular function: extracellular matrix structural constituent; protein-macromolecule adaptor activity. Gene Ontology annotation, cellular component: fibrinogen complex. Lineage: Eukaryota; Metazoa; Chordata; Actinopteri; Synbranchiformes; Synbranchidae. Bases 1 to 489 code for a protein of 162 amino acids. The transcript has 3 exons. The record is from RefSeq and is a predicted model, not a curated record.